AUGUCCAUCAUACAGCAACACACGUCUGCGUCGCUCGGCGAUGCUUGGCGUACCAUCAACAUCGACGCGCUACAGGAGGACUCGUCCGUCAACUUCGACACCUCGACCCUGCACCCACCCCUGCCCGAAAUCGGCGAGGCCGAGGUGCGCUCGCUCGCGGGGCAGGUUCGGCAGCUGCUACGCGGCGGGGACGCGGAGGGCGCGCUGAGGGGCUGCCUGGAGAUGCCGGUGUACAACGGGAACGACCUAGCAAAGGAUGCACACCUCCAGACCGUUGUCGAGGUCCUCCAGUCGAUCAAGGCGAGCGAGAUGACGCCCAUGCUCCAGCGCAUAUACCAGGGCGACGGCGGUAGCGAGCUGCUGGAUGUGCUCAUGAAGUAUCUGUACAAGGGCAUGGCAUCAUCAUCAGGAGGCAGCGCCCCCCGAACACCCACCAAAGUGACGCCCCAGGCCACGGGGUUCAGCCAGGUCGGUGGCCGACCAGGCGCGGCAAACGAAUCCGCAGGCGCAGGCAUGAGUGUUCUGUUGAGCUGGCACGAGAAGGUGGUCGACGUGGCCGGACUCGGAUGCAUAGGACGGACGAUGACGGACUGGCGAAGGGUGUAA
Diaporthe amygdali is the source of this 606-nucleotide messenger RNA. RefSeq lists its product as uncharacterized. Gene Ontology annotation, cellular component: actin cytoskeleton; cytoplasm; Arp2/3 protein complex. Gene Ontology annotation, biological process: Arp2/3 complex-mediated actin nucleation; regulation of actin filament polymerization. NCBI's taxonomy places the organism in Eukaryota, Fungi, Ascomycota, Sordariomycetes, Diaporthales, Diaporthaceae. The transcript has 3 exons. Gene Ontology annotation, molecular function: actin filament binding. Bases 1 to 606 code for a protein of 201 amino acids. The record is from RefSeq and is a predicted model, not a curated record.